This is a messenger RNA of Syngnathoides biaculeatus (alligator pipefish), 1294 nucleotides long. It is a transcript of the gene ppa1b, whose product is annotated as inorganic pyrophosphatase 1b. Gene Ontology annotation, molecular function: inorganic diphosphate phosphatase activity; magnesium ion binding. The record is from RefSeq and is a predicted model, not a curated record. Gene Ontology annotation, cellular component: cytoplasm. Lineage: Eukaryota; Metazoa; Chordata; Actinopteri; Syngnathiformes; Syngnathidae. Bases 143 to 1018 code for a protein of 291 amino acids. Gene Ontology annotation, biological process: phosphate-containing compound metabolic process. The transcript has 11 exons.
GGACUAACUCGGGAUUGUCCUACAUCCCCUGAACGCACCGCUGCACGUUGCGCAUGCGUAUUGCUCUUCCGCCCGCCUGAAGUCCACCGCCUCGACCGACUCCUCUUCCGUCGCCAUCCUUCAUCCAACCCCGCACUUAAUCAUGAGCUUCACUGUGGAAGAGAGGGGCAUUCCCAACUCUUUGACCUACCGCUUGUUCUUCAAGAAUUCCGAGGGGAAGUACAUUUCACCGUUCCAUGACAUACCAAUAUAUGGUCAGGAGGGACAGGAUAUCUUUCACAUGGUGGUCGAAGUUCCAAGAUGGACAAAUGCAAAGAUGGAGAUCGCCACAAAAGACCUCUUGAACCCAAUAAAACAAGACGUGAAGAAGGGCAAGCUGCGCUACGUCGCUAAUGUUUUCCCCCAUAAAGGCUACAUAUGGAACUAUGGAGCCAUUCCUCAGACUUGGGAAGAUCCGGCGCACAAAGACGGAGACACCGGCUGCUGCGGGGACAACGAUCCCAUUGACGUCUGUGAAAUCGGAACCAAGGUGUGUUCUCGCGGCGAGGUCAUCAACGUGAAGGUUCUCGGGAUCCUAGCUAUGAUCGACGAGGGCGAGACUGACUGGAAAGUGAUCGCAAUCAACGUUGACGACCCCGAAGCCAACCAGUUCAACAACAUCACCGAUGUUCAGAGAUUGAAGCCCGGCUACCUGGAGGCCACGGUCGACUGGUUCAAGAAGUACAAAGUGCCUGAUGGGAAGCCAGAGAACAAAUUUGCUUUCAAUGAGGAGUUCAAGGACAAGGACUUUGCCAUUAAAGUCAUCAAGGCCACUCACAACUUCUGGAAAGCUCUGAUCUGCCAACAGACUGACGGUGGUGAAUUGAACUGCAAAAACACCUGCAUCUCAUCCAGCGACAGCCCUUUCUGCUGCUCGGUGGAUGAAGCUAAAACGGCUGUCGGUGACGCAUGUCCUUGUGAAAAGGUGGAGCCCAUCCCGUCGUCAGUUGAUAAAUGGUUUUACUACGACAAGAAGUAAUCUACCGGUUGACUGCGUGGGAGAACAAAGUGGACAUUUCAUCUGUCAUAGGCUUACUUGAACGAUGAUAGGAACUUUUGUAACGGCAGGUUUUGUAAGGUGUCUCCGUCUUAUGUAAAUGUAAGACAGCGGGUAGCCAAUUAUAUUAUUUAUCAAAAGCUUUCCCUACACGAGGUGGAGGAUUAAAACUGACAAGGUAAUAUACAGUAUCUAUUAAUGUGUGCCAUGUAAAAUACACUGAAUUGCUUUAAUAAAGCUACGCUAGUAAAUGAUCAA